AUGGCCCCGUUCUUUAUAUUCAAAGCAAGCGGCAGUAAUCAUAUGGAGGCCUGGUAUCACGGCAGCGAGGUCCUACCAAGCGAUACAAUGACCGUGGUCUCACCAAAUGGUUGGAUAUCAGAUGAACUAUCGCUCGCCUGGCUAGCAGAGUUUAAUACAGCUACAAAGGAUCGUACGAAGCGAGGCGAGAAGCGAUAUCUAAUAUUCGACGGCCACGGCUCACACCUUACGCUUGAAUUCCUACAAUACUGCGAGCAAAAUAAUAUUAUCCCCUUUGGUUUCUUGCCUCAUUUAACACAUCUCUGCCAACCUCUUGAUGGAAAACCUUUUCUUAAUUAUAAGCAGCAAUUCAGGCUUAUAAACAAUGAUUUAUCUUUCUGGGGUGGUAAGCCAUAUGGGAAGGCAGAGUUCUUGCAGAUUAUUCAACCAAUCUGCGAGAAGGCCUUGACAAAGCGAAUUAUUCGAGAAUCCUUUAAAGAUCGCGGUAUCUGGCCAGUUGAUGGAAGACAAAUCGUCAUGCAACUUACCAACCAGUUGGUGAUCCCAGAUAUAUCAGUGCCAGAACUCCGUGGAAGCCCUACACCACCUCUAUUACUCUCCUCCAGCGUUGAAAACAGUCCUCCAGCAACAAUCGAGGCGCUUACAAGGAAUCAGGCGAAGAUUAUGAAGGAUAUUACUAAUAUUUCAGAGAAGACGAAGCGGAACCUAACGAAGGUCUUUCAACACCAGAUGCAGAAGCUAGAGGAACUCCAAAUGACCCAGGAAGCAAUUUGCAGGAUUAGGACCGCGCAAGAGCCUUAA
Aspergillus calidoustus is the source of this 801-nucleotide messenger RNA. Lineage: Eukaryota; Fungi; Ascomycota; Eurotiomycetes; Eurotiales; Aspergillaceae. The record is from the annotation of a GenBank genome assembly.